GCCAGGCAGAGAGGGAGCUGGCGGUCUGGUGGCCUUGCAUAACACGCGUUGGAGCAGCUUUGAAUGCAGGACUUGGUGUUAGCUCCAGCAGCGGGGAACUUCCUUUACCGACAGCCCCGUUGCAGGGGCAGUGUAGCCUCCAAACCGGAGAGUCCACAGAGGAGGGCAGGGCUGGAGCAGCUACAGCACAGGCUACAGGAGAGGAGAGCGGCACAAAGGAGAGACUCAGGAAGAGGAGUCCUAGGAAACACGUCUCCAACACACAUACACACACACACUGAGAGGCAGGAAGAAUCCUGGACAUGCUCUACAAGCAGUGGCUGUGGAGAGACUGAUUCCUGCCGAUAUCGUGGAAGAGGUGGAUCGGUCAGAGAUGAUUCCUCAUGAAGUCUGUGGAGCUCAUUUUCUGAGCUGGAGUGACUCCAUCUUCAACUCUGUACUGAGACCUGGAGCUGCCUACCAGUGAAAACAAAGAGAGCCACACAGCACACAGAGAGGCCGACCACAGCACAUAACCACUUGAGAGAGAAAAGAAGACCCAGAAGAGCUUAGAAUUACUACCUGGGAAUAUUAAAACCACGCUGACACAAUGAAAUCCAACCAGGAGCGGAGUAAUGGAUGCUUGCCUCCUAAGAAGCGUGAGAUCCUGGCUCUGGAGCAGAGGCCAGUGGUUGUAGCCACAGCAACACCUCCAGCUGCAGUGGUUACUGACAGUCCCCACACAGAGAACCUAGCAUGGCUGGCAAGUGUAGCUAGCGAACGCUGCCGAUCCAGGGACGCAGAAAGCCCCAGAUGUCCCAUUACCUCCACUUCCUCCUCUUCUCCUUCCACUUCUAUCCCUUCCUCGGCCACUCCUCUGUCUGCGGUACCCCUGGCCUCUCUGCCCACAGUUUACCCCACAGCCCUUCCCCAGCAGGCUGGGACUAUCCAGUUUGCCCAGCUGGGGCCCAAUGUUCAGUUCAUCAGCUCUGGGCCCUAUGCCGGCUACAUCUCCUCUCACAUCAUCUCCACCAAUACUGGUUCUACACCUAACAGCUCGGCCAUAGGACAGCGUCCCCAGCUGGAUGGUUACACCACUGCCCUCAUCUCCCCUAACACGAAAGGGGAGCAGCAGUUUCAAAUAGGCCUUUCUCCCACAGAACUGGCUCCUGUGUCGCUUCCGAGCUCUCCCCAGGUCACCAGCCAGUACAUUCACCUGGACAGCAGAACGCCUCUAACUGUCAGCGGAAACGCUGUCACUUCACCCACUGCCCACCUCCAGCUCCAUCCUCACACAGCCGUCCUCCCUCAAACGCUCACCCUCGCUCCCUCCCAGCUGGUGGUUCAGUAUGCAGAUGGUUCAGUUGGAAAGAAACCAGAGGGGCAUGCUAAGGGUGUGCUGAAUGGGGAAUUAGAGGCGGUCAAACAGACCAAAACUCCCACUCAUCAAGUGAACCAUCAGCAGGUGCAGAGCUAUGAGGCCAGACACAUCCUCCUGCCUGCAGACUACAGCCAGAACCCUGCAGGACUCCAGACCUCCUUAGUGCUGUUGGCCCAGCCCAACCAUGGAGCUGAACGGGAAACUGGCUCAAAUAAGAUCUCUUUAGUCCAGACUGAGAAGGGAGGCAUCUGUUUGGGGAAACCAGUGUCCAGAUCCUCCUCCUUCACCUCCCUUUCUUCCUCAGAUGUGGUUAAGUCUGUUGCUCCACAUACAGUCAUCCAGACCACUCUACCCCCUGAGGAGCUGCCAGCGAGUCUGUAUUCCACCACACAGCCACCAAUCAUCGGCUAUAUCACCAGUGCAAAUCAGCACGCUGUCAGCUACCACGCAGCAUUGCCUCAGCACCUGGUCAUCCCGAGCGGCCAGUCCCUUCUCAUCCCGGUCAGCGGCACCAAUAACGGCACAGAAAUUGAGGUUAGUCGUGCUGUUGGUGCCCUAACUGCUACCACUGCCCCUCAAAUAUCCACCGCCAUGCCACAUGCCUAUCUGGCCACAGCACUGUCCAAGUGUGAGGCGCUUGGGCCAGAUGGAAAUCAACCACCCCCUGCUGUGGCACAGGCACCAGCAAUGCCAGUCCUGCCCUCAAACCCGGCUCCUGCAGUGGUUGCAGCUCCCUCCCCAACUCCUGCUCCGGUCCCCAGUCCCGCCCCUGUUUCCAUCCAAGCCUCCCACUCCAUCUCCUCUCCCUCCUCUCCUGUGGCACUUCCUCCAUUCUUCAUGCGAGGCUCUAUCAUCCAGCUGGCUGAUGGGGAGCUGAAGCGCGUGGAGGACCUGAAGACGGAGGACUUCAUCCAGAGUGCAGAGAUUAGCAGUGAGCUGAAGAUUGAUUCGAGCACUGUGGAGCGUAUUGACAGUGGACAGAGUCCUAAUGCUGUGGUCAUACAGUUUUCUGUGGGAGAGCUCAAAGCCCAGGUGUGUGUGGAGGUGCUGGUGGAGUAUCCCUUCUUUGUUUUUGGCCAGGGCUGGUCGUCCUGCUGCCCAGACAGGACCACCCAGCUGUUCGAGCUGUCCUGCGCUAAGCUGUGUGUGGGUGACGUAUGCGUGUCACUGACCCUCCGUGGCUUGAGGACCACUACAGUAACAGACAGCCAGUCUAUGGGGACCAAGCUGAAGACGGGUCACCUCUCUGACUCCUGUCACAAUCUGGAUGCGAGUGUCAGAAACAGUGCGAGUCCAAACGCUGCAGGCAGAAACGGUGGCCUACUCAUGAAGGCUUCCAGUGCAGACAGGCUGGAGGGGGAGCAGGUAACUGGACCAGGGCCAAGAUUAGAGCUACCACCAGGGUUGGGACUAGGACCAGGGGAGGGGAUCUACGGAGCUGGACCCGUGCUGGCAGUCUCUGGGAGUGGAGAAGUAAGACAGGAAUCAGUGAAAACAGACAUACCUGGGCUUACCAAAAUACAAUGUGGUGAUCCAGAGAGACCCACAGUCCGCAAGAGACGCUGGUCAGCUCCAGAGCGAGACCAGACUGAGAGAGCAGAGGAGGAGCCUCCUUUGACUCUGCCCAAACCCUCCUUCAUCCCUCAGGAGGUUAAAAUCAGCAUAGAGGGCCACUCCAGCACUGGGAGUGAAAGGUGCUUGAACAAAAGAACAGACUCUUGAGAGACCUUUAAGGAAUUUUGAUUACCUGUGGUUUGCUUUGUGUUUAUCCCUUCUCUUUCGACUCUAUCCAGACUACUGUAAUAUAGGCUGAGUUUACACAGUAUUUACAUGUUUUAUUUUCUUUCACACAAGUCUGAUAUCUAUGAUGAAGUACAGUAGAGCACCUUCAUAAGUUGUAUCACAUGCGAGAUCAGUGCAAUCAAUGCUGAAAGCAAAAAUGAAUGCAGUGUGAAUGUUGAGUAUGAAUGGCAGUCAGACACCUGAGAGACAUUGAUAGGGGUGUCACAUAUCAUGAGCUGGAUCUCUUUUCUCACGUGGCUAAAACCUGUUGGAUGCAGACCAGUUGACCAUUCCUCGUUUCACGUGAACAAGCACAGACCCCGAUGUCAGCGUGUAGAAAGUUGGUGACCAUGUUUUGUUAAUUUGGUUUGCAGUGGCGUUAAUGAGUGGUUGGAGUCAAAGAGAGAAUUCUGGUGUUUGAUGAUCAAUCAUUAUGGCUGUGGUCUCUGCUGCCUUGUGUUUCUGAUGAAGUUCUAUUUUAUUAUCGUUUUUUUCAUCUUCAUACCAUUGCAGAUGUGGACGCUGCUGCAGGUGGUGCUGGGCCACUUGUCAAUAUGUGUAUGUGCCUGUGUGUGUCUUUCUGUGUGUCUGUCAGACGGAGCACAGAAUUAAGGUGUGUUACGUGUGUGACUGUUAGCUGUGAGCUCAGUUUUCAGUACAACCUGCACAUAUCAAGACUGAAAAGGCCUGAAUGUAAAUCACUGAAUUUGUCCUCAAUCAAUAGAGUUUGAUGCUACUGCUUUUGCAAUGUAUGGGUGACAGCAGUUGCACAUGGGUGCAUUUGUCCGAUAAAGUUCUUCAAAUUCACCAUAUUAAUUUGUAAGCCUUGAAAUUCCUUUCAAGGACAGCAUGCGUCACAUUCAUUUGGAGUCAUGUUUCAGGUGGUCUGAUGCAGUCCAGUCCAGUUCACCCCACUUUGUGUUCUGUUUUAUCGUCUCUGGUUGCCACCAUCUUUCUCAUUGUACAUUUAUGGCCUUUCUCCUGUCCUGUGCAUGAGCACUAACAAGCUGUUGUUGAUGGCUGAUCACUAGCCUGAUGCUAACUUUGUUGGCUGUCUGGUGCUGUGUAGAAAGUUAAGAAUGACUUUAUCAGAGCUUUUCCCAUGAAACAACUACCUGCUGUGCUGGAAAUUGACCCCGAUGAGUGCAGUGAGAGAAUGUUUAGACCAUUAAACCAAAACAGUGAGCUGAAGGAGGCUAAACAGCUCUGUGGAGCGGAGAGGAACUGCAGAACCUGACUAUGAUUAUCUCCCUUUCACAAACUUGUAGCCAUCUGACCAUUUGUUAAAGGUUCAGUAUGGAAUUCUGGACAAAAUACUUGAUGGCUGAGUCUGAUUCCCAGGUUGUCAAAUAUUGACCUUGGAUAGGCAGUCAGACCGAAACACCUUCCCAAAGCAUCGGUGCAAUCUGGAAAUUUGACUCAACAUUCAAUUAUCUCUCUCUGGGAUUACAUAGUGCACUUUUAUUUAUAAAAUGUUGAUUUAAGCAACUUAAAAUGCAAACUUACCAAUGAGGUGAACGAUUAAAAAAGAAAAGAAAACAAACAGACAAAAAAAACAUGGCAUGAUAGUUACAUAUUGAUGGGAAAAUGGUAUUUUCCCAUUCUAUUGACCUAUCCUGUGGCUUUCCUUAAAGAAACUAUGGCCUUAGAUGUAUGUGCCUAGUUCACAGCAGCACAGUUUUUAGAGUUUUACCAUUAAAACCUAUUUUCUAUACAUAUAUCAGAGAACAGCUGUUUUGAUUAAACCAGCUUUCUUUCUCUUUGAUCAGUGAACAUCACGUCAUUUCUUUCUUAGAGUAGAGCCAAAAUAAAACCCCAUAGAUCAUACUCAGGAACAGUGUGUAUCCGUGUGUGUAUGCGUGUGUGCAUGUAGGCCUGAGACAGUGUGUGCAUGUCCACAGCCAUGUGUGUGUGAGUUCUGAGCAGCAGCACUUUGAUGAAGCAUCCAGCAGGAGGUUGUUGGUGGUGUCCCUGUUUCUCAACUGUCAGAUAUAAUAAGAAUGAUCAACUGACUGUUUUUAAUCUGUCUUACAGGUUUAUCAUUAAGAGAAAACAUUAUCUAGAAGGGCAGGGAAUGUAAACACACAUCGGGCAAACUAUCUCAACUUUAUUUUUGAUGACUGACAGAGCAACUAUACAGAGAAUGAAAAAGAGGAGCCAGCUAGAGUUGAUCAUGUACAGUAAAUUGUAUCUUAGAGAGUGUACAGUGUGUGUAUAGAUAUUCUAACCCUUAUGUAGCCUAUGUACUGUAUGUGCCACAGCGCCUCCUUCUUCAAUCAUUCUAGUAAUCCACCAAUAUUAAGUGAUCCUGUUAUUGUUUUCGUCAUUUCAGGUAUUGAUCGAAUGUUCACGAAUGUGCUACAUUUCUUUGGGAACAUCUUCAUACAUUUGGCCUCCUCAGAACUGAAUUUGAUUUGCACUCCCGGUAACAUGCAGUAGGUGUGAAAAUGACCUGCAAUUGAUCAUUAUAGCCAUUGACUUUUUCUAACUCCUGGAAGGUGUUAAUUGUAAACCCAGACUGUUCUCUUCUGUUUUUGUUUGACUGCUCAGGCUAAACACUGCCCAGUGACUGUUCUUCUCCAAAAAUGAUGUGGUCUUAUAUUCUUCACUGUUACGAAGAAGAGGUACUGUUUCAUCAGUUUGUCUUUGUAGCCAUUUGUGAGCCUGGCCUGUGUUUGUUUAAUUGUUUGUUUUUUUUGUUAAGAAAUUGUUUUUCAGAUAUAGACCUAAAAUGCCAUCAAGACACAGACAAAUCUGUGAAAUGUAGGAUUGAUCCUUAAAGGACUAAUUUCACAUUUUGGCAAAUGCACUUAGUAGUUUUUUUGCUGAGACUCAGGUGAGAAAUUUGGAUGCACUUUGGGCUGCAUGUUAUAUGAAAGAGGCUAUAUAAAUUAAGUUGAUUGGAAAAGAUUGAUACUACUCUUACAUUUGUAUGGUAAAUAUGGAGCUACAGCUAGCAGCUGGUUAGUGAAGCCCAGCACAUAGACUGGAAACGGGAAAACAGUGGAUGGAGCACAAAAAACGUGUCAAGAUAUACUACAGGCUACAACAGUAUUCAGGGAGUGUAUUGAGUUAGGAAGAGAUGGAAAGUCACGGUCACACAUGAGCAACAUUAACACAGAUUAACAUUCACCUCCUGUUCAAAGAGGUGAAUAAAACAUUUGCUCUUGCUACAAAGCAAAUUCAUAUCUUUGCAUUGUGUCUAGAGACCCAUGUGUGGAGGAGACAUUUAUGGGUGCAGUGUCUAACCAGACGUUAUUGUAUAACUGGCCAAUGAAAAAAAUCAAACUGCCCCACAUUAGAGAUGCUGCCUGUCUUGCAGAAAGUCAGGAGACAGACAUGGAACAUGAAAAGAAGAAAAUGGAAUCUGUACUAUUAAAAUCAUAUUUCUGUGUGUUUGCAAAUUUCCCUGCUGCGGGACUAAUAAAGAAUCAUCUCAUUUCAUUUAUCAGCAAGCUAGCUAAGAUUAGCUUUCUGUGUGAGUCACACCUGCCACUGUCCCCAUUCAGCAUGAAAAUUGCCUUGGCAGACAAUGGUAAAUCGCCUGCAGUCGCUCAUGUGUGACCAUGUCCAAACAAACAAAUCAUCAUAUUGUGGUUUUAUGGAGGAGUUAUUGGUCGGACUAUUUCUUGGCUGGGUGACUGAAGUCUUGUUGUCAUUCUAAGUUUGUCAGGCAACCAGUGGAGACUCCAAAAAGUAGUCCUGCACAUUACACUCUGUGAAACCACAAGGUACUAUUAUUACAUGUCAGUUUUUUAACAGAUACAACAAUACAAAGAUAUAAUCUUAAAUGCAGCCAGGCUAGCAAUUUUCCCUUGUUUCCAGUCUUUGUGCUGAGCUAAGCUAACCUGCUGGUUAUGGUAGCCUACAAACGUAAUAGUGGAAUUUAUCUUUUUAUGUAACGCCACCUUUUAGCAAGAAAGUGAAUAAGCGCAUAUUUUCCAAAAUGUUCAAAUGUUCCUCUAAAUGCUCUGCACACCCACAGAGUUGUACUGGUUGAUUAGACCUUGGCUCAGGUCAAAGCUGGGAGGAGCUUUAUUGUGAAUGACAUGAAAUUGUCAAACUCAGUACAUUAGAAUAAAGGUGAAAGUUUUUUGGCCCUAAUAGAAACAACUAGGAGAUGUCAAUCAGUUUCUGAUUGUUCACAGUACUGAGGGGAGGUCUAAUCAGGCAGAUAUUAUGCACCUGAAUCACAGGUGUGAAUGGGCUUUAAGUUCAAAGGUUCAGUAAUAACAAUAGACCCCUUUUGCUCACAAAUAAGCUUAAACUGGGCCCCUUAGAAUUUGUCAUUUUCAGGGCCUUUCUAAGUAAUGUUGAAUAUGGUGUAUAAGCACCGCCUUGUGGUGAUCUAUGGAAUUGCACUUUGUUAUAUGGGGUGGGGGUUGUUUUAGUCUAACUAAUACACAGAAGUAAUGUACAGCAUGUCUGAGAGAAACUGUACUCUAACUGUACAGCAUCUCAGCGAUUUGUAAAUAGUCAAAGUCUUCCAUUAUAAUGUUGGUAUGAUCUUGUUACCAGUGGAGAGGAUAAACACUGAUCCCCAUGUACAGACCUUUGAAGUGAAGUUUAAUUUAAAAAAAAUACAUCAUCAUUUAUUUGAGAUAAAUACAGGAUACUGCUUCACCUAAGAUAUUUUUCUUUUGCACCAGCUUAAAAAAAACCCAGGAAAUAAUGGGAGAAAAAAAAGAAAAAAAAGAUUUUGUAAUUUGGGUCUGUUUGUUGGUUAAAUCUUAACUAAGAUACAGUAUGUCCUACGUACAGUAUGUAGUAAGUAUCAAUAAUGUUCCCUUAUUUUGAUGGUGUUGAGGUUUGCUAGUCAAAAACUG
Plectropomus leopardus (leopard coralgrouper) is the source of this 7968-nucleotide messenger RNA. RefSeq names its product ataxin-1-like. Gene Ontology annotation, molecular function: protein binding; RNA binding. The record is from RefSeq and is a predicted model, not a curated record. Gene Ontology annotation, biological process: negative regulation of transcription by RNA polymerase II; nervous system development. Gene Ontology annotation, cellular component: nucleus. Lineage: Eukaryota; Metazoa; Chordata; Actinopteri; Perciformes; Serranidae.